CAUCCGUAACCCGCCUCCAUGGCAGAGGAAGGCAUUGCUGCUGGAGGUGUGAUGGACGUGAACACUGCUCUGCAAGAGGGGCUGAAGAGCGCCCGCAUCCACGACGGCCCAGCACGUGGAAUCCGUGAGGCCGCCAAAGCCUUAGACAAACGCCAAACCCAUCUCUGUGUGCUUGCAUCCAAUUGUGAUGAGCCCAUGUAUGUCAAGCUGGUGGAGGCCCUUUGUGCUGAGCACCAAAUCAACCUAACUAAGGUUGAUGACAACAAGAAACUAGGGGAAUGGGUAGGCCUCUGCAAAAUUGAUCGUGAGGGGAAACCCCGCAAGGCGGUUGGCUGCAGCUGUGUGGUUGUCAAGGACUACGGCAAGGAAUCUCAGGCCAAGGAUGUCAUCGAAGAGUACUUCAAAUGCAAGAAAUGAACAAAUAAAAAUAUGGCUCAUUUUCUUCA
This is a messenger RNA of Jaculus jaculus (lesser Egyptian jerboa), 446 nucleotides long. Its product is annotated as 40S ribosomal protein S12-like. Gene Ontology annotation, cellular component: cytosolic small ribosomal subunit; ribosome. The record is from RefSeq and is a predicted model, not a curated record. Lineage: Eukaryota; Metazoa; Chordata; Mammalia; Rodentia; Dipodidae. Gene Ontology annotation, biological process: translation. Bases 19 to 417 code for a protein of 132 amino acids. The transcript has a single exon. Gene Ontology annotation, molecular function: structural constituent of ribosome.